GUUUACAAACAUAACCUAGAAUAUGUCAACGUGACACUUCACGCAAUGGCUCACACAUGUUUCCAAUUAUGGAUCCCGAGGUAACCUUGACUCGAAUGUUUAUUUUGUACCGAUCACAAUAAAUUUUAUCGUUUAGUUCCAGAUCCGGUAUCCCGUUGAAGAAUCCCUUCACCAGGGAUUUGUUUUUACCUGAGUUUUGUGACAAAAGGACCCAUUCUUUCAUUUUAUUUUCGUAGUGAGACGGAAAGCGUUACACAAGUUUGAAACGCGUGGGACCCCUUCGAGAUCUACCGUUGACUGAGUUUAUAGAUAGUCAAACUUUUUAUCUUCUGUUAUGAUUGUGCAAAUAUAUUGAGUAUCAUUCUAAAAAGUAUGACCAAACAGAAAUUAUUUCUUAAAUGUGGGGGAAGCAGUGAAACACGCUCAUUUUUCUCUCGAAACAGUAAACUAGGCCAUUCGAUCAUCAAUAGUUCCUACAAACUGAUAAGCAGAUAUUCAUUUAGUUGAGGCCUUAACGUUAAAUAAACAAACAUAUUUUGAAAUGGAGAUCUUAGUUGGAGGCUUAGCGGCAGCAUCUGCUGGGAUAUUAACGAAUCCUCUAGAAGUUUUAAAAAUUCGAAUGCAACUGCAAGGAGAACUACAAAAGAAGGGACAGCAUGCCAUUCAUUAUAAGAAUAUUUUCCAUGCCAGUUAUAUGAUUGUUAAGAAUGAGGGAGUUCUUUCCCUUCAAAAAGGGUUGGUACCAGCUCUGUGGGUGCAGUUCAUCAUGAAUGGAUUCAGAUUUGGUACAUACCAUUACGCCGACAAAAACGGAUAUUUGAGAGAUGAAAAAGGUAAUUUAGUUCUGUACAAAAAUAUUUUCAUCAGUGGAAUGGGUGGGGUCGUCGGACAUUACUUAUCAAACCCCUUCUUCAUGGUAAAAACGCGUAUGCAAUCCAAAGCAGCGGAAUCUAUAGCUGUAGGUUACCAACAUCAACAAAAGGGAUCAUUACUUGCUUUGAGAGACAUCUUUAAAGAAUAUGGGUUGAAGGGAUUCUUUAGAGGAGGCGUGGCUGUUUUCCCGAGAGCUUUCGUAGCUUCUGUAUCACAGUUGACAACUUUCACAUAUACAAAACGCUAUUUAGGCAAAUAUGAGUAUCUCCAGGAUAAAAAAAUACUCACCUCUUUUAUUGCUAGUAUGAUAGGAGGUAUUGCAAUCAGUGUUCUGGUGACGCCUUUCGAUUUAAUUUUGACCAGACUCUAUAAUCAACCUGUCGAUAAUUUGGGACGUGGGUUGUUGUACAAUAAUUACCUGGACUGUGUUUCGAGGAUUUAUAGAAUAGAAGGAAUAUCGGCAUUUUACAAAGGGGUCGGACCCAUGUACUUCAGAUUAGGACCCCAUUCUGUUUUAUCCCUGAUGUUUUGGGAUAAGUUUAGAGAGUGGUAUGACUAUUUGAGAGUAAUGAGAGAAUCCAGAUGAGAGAUAGAAAAUUUUGAGACAAUAUUCAAUUUUUGUAAAUACGACUGACUAGAAUGAUUAGAACGUGUAUUCGUGGGCAUUAUUUCAUUGAAUAUAGGUUAUGAUCAAAUUCGACAUGACUUAAGAAAUCUUAUCCAUGUUUCACUUAAUUUUAACUUUUUUCUUGUUCCUUUUUCGUUUUGUUAGCGGAAUAAUUAGAAAAUUCGAAUAAGCAGAUUACUGUAUCGACUUUUGAUGACGAAAACUUGAUUUUUCACCAUUAUG
Coccinella septempunctata (seven-spotted ladybird) is the source of this 1723-nucleotide messenger RNA. RefSeq names its product solute carrier family 25 member 35-like. The coding region runs from base 542 to 1459 and encodes 305 amino acids. The record is from RefSeq and is a predicted model, not a curated record. NCBI's taxonomy places the organism in Eukaryota, Metazoa, Arthropoda, Insecta, Coleoptera, Coccinellidae. The transcript is spliced from 4 exons.